Trichobilharzia regenti is the source of this 1449-nucleotide messenger RNA. The record is from the annotation of a GenBank genome assembly. Lineage: Eukaryota; Metazoa; Platyhelminthes; Trematoda; Strigeidida; Schistosomatidae.
AAUCUAUAACGUACAUAUCCGAAGAUGUGCCAGAUCACCGCAUUACUUUAUUCUAUAUUAUUCCUAUGUUUCUCAUUUCCCUCGGAACAUUUAACACUUGAAAUACCUCUGAAUGAUGAUCAUUAUAUACACGAUGAAAAUGAUGACGUCAUCAAAGAGUCGGAUCGUUUUAAAAAUGAUGACAAUGGAAUUAUCAUGUCAGAAGAUAACGCUCACAGAAAAUCAGAUCAUUAUUAUUAUACACAGUUUGUUCGCCUGGAACAACCAAUGCCUAUCAUAUUUACAAAGUUUAACAAAAUUAAUAUUCCUGUGGAAUCAUCACAGAGGAUUGAAAGCUUGUUUCCAGUUAAAUAUUAUGGCGUAGAGUAUACAGCAAUCAAUGUACUAACAACAGGCACUAUAGGCAUUGGUGCAUCAUAUCGGCAUGCAGGAUCAAUGAGAAAAAUUGAAGCUUUUCAUGGUGAAGAUAAAGAAAGUGAAGUACAUAUUAUCAGCAAUGAACAAUACAUAGCAAUUAAAUGGCCAAGUUUACAACUGGUUGAAAGUGAAACGGAGGAUGUUGCUCAGGUGGUAUGUAUUAUACAUUCGGAUGGCAAUAUAACAAUAUACUUUGAAAAAAUACCUGAUGCAAGUGAAAAUUAUACCUUGAGUCUAAAGAUUACAGACGGUUAUGAUUAUGCAACAAGUAAUAGCAGUGGAUUGUAUAUAAUCAAGACUUCUUAUAGUCAAAUUAGAAUUCCUGAGAAAAUGAUCAAGUCGAAGACACUAGUAGAAUUUAUACCAAAUCGAAAGUAUGCAACAUGCUACUGGUGUCCAAAAAUCAAUAUAUGCAGUCAUGGUUUUGAUAUUCAUAGACCAUCUUGGAUAAAAAAUAUGUGUCAUAUUGAAAAUACGACAAACUGUCAAGAUCUAACAGCUUUAAACUCUGAUCAUGAUCUUCAGAAAUUAACUUCUCCUCCAAAUGAAUUGAAUGAGGCAUCCAUUCUACCCAAAAACAAUGUUACGGAAAGCGUAACUGAAAUGCGAGAAACAACUGCAACAACUCCACUUACCCAUCAAACUACAGAACUUACAUCCCAAACUUACUACACUGUUACAGAGAGUAUGCCAGAAACACCAGAAAUCACAACAACAACAACAACAAGAACGACACCUUCAUCUAGCUUCAGUACUUCAGAGCAUACAACUCGAGCUAGUCAGCCUCAUUCGGUGAAGUCAACUGUUGUGGAUGAAGUAUCUGGAAAUGCCAAUCAUUCUUCGUCAUUGCUGUUUAUCAUUAUACCAGCCAUCAUAAUAGCACUUCUUAUCGCGAUCUUAUGUAUUAUUUGGUCAUGUGUAGUAUACGGAAGGAAGUCAAAAAAACGUCUGAGAAGCACUCCUACAUACAUCUGGAUGAAUCUACCUUCACUACAACGUCCUCUUGGUUUACAUUUAUCUAAGAGGUAUUAA